GACUUGGCUCAGGGGUCCGUGGCAGAUACCUUUUUCUUCGACUUCAUCAGUUCGGAUGAUGCGGAUGUGAAUGCCAAGGAUAAGGGGCUUUCAUUGCGGGCUUUGCUCUGUCGGCGCGAUUCUUGUUCUAUGAGUCUGGUGGACUUGCUGAAGCUUCAGUGCUCACUUGGCAACGCAUGGAUGGACAAGAUUAAGUCAUUGCAGCCACAAGACGUGGACAAGUUUCUGCGUUCAAUUCCUGGCAAGCUGUGGAAUCCAGAGCUUGCGAGGAAAUGUGCAGAACAUCCCACUAGCGAUGCCCUUCACGAAGACUACAAAGUGCUGAGUCCCAGGGUCGUCAUUGACCUUCACAAGUUCCUGAGCUGUGCCAAAGUUUUGGAUGAGAAGGAACCAUUUGGCAUUGAGCUGGUCAGGAGCCUGAAGACCAUUGCGGCUCUGGCAAGUGCCACUUCACCUCGUGUGAACUUGAUGUUUCGGAGCAAUCCGAGCCUUUGGCAACAGGCCUUGACAGCUUCUCAGAAUUCCAUCUCUGAGGAGAAUGCUCUUGCAGAGUGCGACACAAUGGUUUCAGACUUGACAGUGCUGGGUGAGCUGCUCCAGCAGUUUGCGAAGGACAAGAACACUCCGGCCCUGGAGCAGGCAGAAACUCAGAUCCAGAAAUGCCAGCGAGCAUUGGACCUGGUGAGCAUUUGCAAGACUUCGACGCAUGAACUUGCUCCUGGGAAGGUUGAGUCUUUGACGCGAGCAGUGACACUACUUCAAGAGACAGUCAAUGGCACGUUGCGUGCAUCUGACAAGUUCAGGUCCUUCGUGGAAUCACUUUGGGCUGCGGCUGACGACCUCACAGUGCCUGAUGCUACAGUGGCAUUCAGCAGUGGGGACCAGGAGGUUGAGAUGAAUGUGAGAUGCGACAACAGCUUUCUGCAGGAAACAGCGCAGGCCCUCUAUGACUACAUUCUUGCUUGUCCCAAUGCCGAGUCUUUGGCUUUGCGUGCGUGCUGUGACUUUGCAUCAAAACUUGAGAAGUUGGCUGCCAGGAUCACUGCAAAGGAAGUGGCCCAGGAUGGUUGGGCUCAUGCAUUUUUGACAGCCGUGAAGCGCUUCAACACCAAUUUGGAGGCGCUUGCUUCCAAGUGGAUUGCAGCUGUUUUGCAGGAGAAAGGUGCCGAUGCCGCUUGGGGCUAUGUCAAUGGCUGCCUCCCGAAUCUUCCCAAGUACUUGAAGUCUCACCAGUCCAUCUUGAUGCAAGCUUCGUUUCUGGAAGGGCUCACUCAACCGAAGGCCACAGAUGACCUGAGUGAGUUGUCAAAGCAGUUGAAGGCUUAUGUCACCAUCAAGACAUCCAUUCAGCACAAGGCCUUGAGUCAGCUCUUCCCUGAGCGCUUGGAGAAGGUGGUGGAGUUUGAGGACCACACGUCCAAGAACAUCAUCACAUUCUUGCAGAGGUUCCGGAAGUCCGAGACCAACAAAGCCAAGGUCCACAUUGACCAGCACAGGCCAGUGCUUGCUGCUAUUGAGAUGUGGCAGCUGGAUGAGCAUAAGUGGAUGUUCCAGGAGGAGAACAAGGAUGCCCAAGCGCUGAUUGAACUGCUCAUGGACUUCAUGGAGAGGACGUUGCCCCACUGCACAUUCUUGAGAAACUCUAUGGCUUUGAAGACACCUUCCUUGAAGUCCGAUCCUGUGAUGUUGGAGCUGUCUCAGACACAGUCAGAUUUGGAGGCUGGCGUGGCCAAGAACCAGAUUGCCUUCAUUGGUUGCACCCAGACAGUGGUCGAGUAUGAGAGCGCACCACCGGAGGAGCAAUUGAAAGCGGCCAGGGAGUCAGCCGGCUUCAUCAGCAAGAGCCUUGGGAUGUCUGUGAAGGACUUGCCCGAUCAGCUGAGGACAAGGUUCGAGUUGUUGGGAAAGAAGCUGCCUUCUCAACCAGAACCAAAGCGGAGGACAGCUAAGCGGACACCACCGGCUGCUGGUGCCGGCGCCAAGGCCGAACCCAAGGUCAAG
This is a messenger RNA of Durusdinium trenchii, 2001 nucleotides long. The record is from the annotation of a GenBank genome assembly. NCBI's taxonomy places the organism in Eukaryota, Dinophyceae, Suessiales, Symbiodiniaceae.